CACUACUUUGUUCCUAGCUCUAUACUUCAUAAGUCAAAACAAAUAAUUAUUUGUUCACGUUUGCUUAUAAUUCUCAUGAUUCUCUUUAAUUCUUACAUUAUAUCAGAGGCAAGCCAGGAAAAGUGAGCUUCUCAAAAAAUAAAUGAAAUUUAUAGCAUGGAAAAGGUCCCACCAAGCCUUUGGAGAUAGAUAACUGAACACAGUUCUUAACCACGAAGUUGGGCAUCUUUAUCAGAAGUUAUAUUAAUAAAGAUUACUAUUGUACGAAACUUAAGAAAGCUAAAUUCAUAAUAAUCUUCAAAUUAUGAUGUCGCUCUGUACCUACGUAUUGAGAGGCUCAAAGCUUCAUAAUUUAUUGAAUGAUGUAAAGAGUUUAUCAUCACAUUAUGUACAAACUCAGCUACAAGAUGUAAAUGAAAGUAGUCACUAUGAAAGAGAUAAAGCAGAAAAUUUAUUACAGACUACUAAUGCUGAUUUAUCUAAUGUUACUCCAUACCUCCAAAAUACUUUUAACAUUGCUGCAUAUGUAAACAAAUCUGAAACAUUGAAACAACUAGUGAAGCUUAAUGUAAAUUUGAGUGUUAUUGAAAAGAAACCAUACAUUAUGGAAAAAUUUUUGAAAUUAGACUUUGAACGCAAUAUGAAAUGCCAUAUAAUAUUUUUAAGUGACCUGAUUGGAAUGGAAAAUAUAGGUGAAUUUAUAUCAAAAAAUCCUAUGAUUUUUUAUGAGCCCAUAGAACACCUCAAGGUGCGAAUAAAUUACCUGCAAUCAAAGGGUUUUAUGUAUGAUCAAAUUAAUAGGAUAGUGUCGAAAAAUCCUUUUUGGUUAAAUUUUAGUACUAUAAGAAUUGACAGAAGAUUUGGAUUUUUUCAGCAAACAUUUGAUUUAAAUGGAAAUGAAGUGAGAUAUUUAGCAACUAAACUACCCAAAUUAAUAACCUACAAUAUACAGUUUAUUAAAUUUAAUUAUUUUGCUAUAAAAGAAGAAUUUGGAUUUGAAGACCUAGAGAUAAAAAAACUGCUUUUGGAUAAGCCAAAAAUAUGGAUGAUAAAUCAAAAAGUUCUGGGACAAAGAUUCAAUUAUAUACACAAUAUCAUGAAAAUUUCUCAUAGUGCCAUAUUGGAGAGUCCAGAAGUAUUGUUGUCAAGGAAUUUUAGAAUAAAACAAAGACAUAUGUUUUUAGAAAAGCUUGGCCGAGCUCAGUAUGAUCCAAAAAAAGAAAAUUAUAUACCAGUAAAAUGUUUAAUAGAGGAUACAGAUGUUGAAUUUUGUAAAAAGUAUGCCAAAUCAAAUGUAGAUGAUUUCAAUAUGUUUCUGAAAACAUUGUGACCUCAACCAGUUUUACCUAACAACAUUUUGCUUUGAAAUGCAUUCAGGGAAUGAUAUAAUAGAGUAUCAAGUAUUCCAGCCACAGUAAACACUCCGCCAACUAUAGCACAAAUGUUUGUAGCAAGAUGUCCAAUGGACCUGAAAAAUCAAAAUUCUUGUCAAACAACAAAGUAUCCAAGGGUAUCCAAAUACAGAAGGUCUAUUCUAGGCAUAAGAUGAAUACGCUAGACAUAAAUAUUGAUAAGCAAUAGAUAUACUUAUAUUAAAAAGAAAACAUGAAUUACUAACUUAGUUAUUCAAGAACAAGAUAAGAAUAUAAAUGUUCUUAGUUAACUAAAUAUCUGUUAACAUAGCAAAAUAGCACACUACAAUUGCAGACAUAAUAUUCACAGUUAAUUAUAGAUGGAUUACGUAAAGCUGGCGCGUACCAGACGUCCAUGUUACGCAUUUGUGAUGACUGUGAAUAAAUAUUCGUUCGCAAUCAUGACGACGCAUUGCUUUCGUAUCAAUAAAGUAAAAAAAUACA
Molecule: messenger RNA, 1856 nt
Organism: Manduca sexta (tobacco hornworm)
Lineage: Eukaryota; Metazoa; Arthropoda; Insecta; Lepidoptera; Sphingidae
Gene: mTerf3
Product: transcription termination factor 3, mitochondrial
Exons: 3
Coding region: 305-1330 (341 amino acids)
Biological process (GO): regulation of DNA-templated transcription; mitochondrial ribosome assembly
Cellular component (GO): mitochondrion
Molecular function (GO): double-stranded DNA binding
Source: RefSeq, a predicted model, not a curated record